Acanthosepion pharaonis is the source of this 537-nucleotide messenger RNA. Lineage: Eukaryota; Metazoa; Mollusca; Cephalopoda; Sepiida; Sepiidae. The record is from the annotation of a GenBank genome assembly.
AUGUACCAAUCAAAUAUGUUUGCCUGUGAUGAUGAACGGUUUAUACCAUUCCCUUCGUAUUCCAUUCCAUUCCAAUUCCACGUCCUUCGUAUUCGACUUCCUUCAUAUUCUUCUUCAUUCGUAUUCUACUUCCUUCGUAUACCACUUUCUCCGUAUUCCCAUCGCUUCUUAUCCCACUUCUUUAGUAUUCAACUGCCUUCGUAUUUAACUGCCUUCGUAUUCCACUCACUUCCUAUUCCACUUCCUUCGUAUUCCACUUCCUUCCUAUUCCACUACCAAUGUAUUCCAAUCCCUGAGUAUUCCACUCUCUUCGUAUUCUACCUCAUUCGUAUUCCACUUACUUCGUAUACUACUUACUUUGUAUUCCACUCUCUUCGUAUUCCAAUGCCAUCGUAUUCAACUUCAUUCGAAUUCCAUUCCCUUAGCAUUCAUUUGCCUUCGUAUUCCAUUCCAUUCCUAUCCCACAUCCUUCGUAUUCUACUUCCUUCGUAUACCACUUUCUUCGUAUUCCAAUCGCUUCUUAUCCCACUUCUUUAG